CGCCUCCUGAGCUAUGAAAAGGAGCCCUGCGUGGGGGUCCUGACACCCCGAGACGCCCGUGUCCCUCGCGCAGGCGGGCGGCCCCGGAGACAUAGUGCCCGCAAAGGCGGUGACCGCUGUGCGCCCACUCAUCAUGAACACAAGUUUUACCCGAAAGAGCCACACAUUCCUGCCCAAGGUCUUCUUCAGAAAAAUGUCAUCCUCAGGAGCGAAGGACAAGCCGGAGCUGCAGUUCCCCUUCCUUCAGGAUGAGGACACGGUGGCCACGCUGCACGAGUGCAAGACGCUGUUCAUCCUGCGUGGCCUGCCGGGCAGCGGCAAGACCACACUGGCCCGGCUCAUCGCGGAGAAGUACCACAACGGCACCAAGAUAGUGUCUGCCGACACCUACAAAAUCGUCCCCGGCUCUCGGGCAGACUUCUCCGAGGAGUACAAGAGGCUGGACGAGAGCCUGGCUGCCUACUGCCGCCGGGACGUCAGGGUUCUUGUGCUCGAUGACACCAACCAUGAGCGGGAGCGACUGGACCAGCUUUUUGAAAUGGCGGACCAGUACCAGUACCAGGUGCUGCUGGUGGAGCCCAAGACAGCGUGGCGACUAGACUGUGCCCAGCUCAAGGAGAAGAACCAAUGGCAGCUGACGGCCGAAGACCUGAAGAAGUUGAAACCCGGGCUGGAGAAGGACUUCCUGCCACUCUACUUUGGCUGGUUCCUGACCAGGAAGAGUUCUGAGACCCUCCGGAAGGCUGGCCAGGUCUUCCUGGAGGAGCUGGGGAAUCACAAGGCCUUCAAGAGGGAGCUUCGGCACUUUGUUUCUGAGGAUGAACCCAAGGAGAAGCUUGACCUAGUCAGCUACUUUGGGAAGAGACCCCCAGGCGUGCUGCACUGUACAACCAAAUUCUGCGACUACGGGAAGGCCACCGGGGCAGAAGAAUAUGCCCAGCAGGAUGUGGUGAAGAGAUCUUACAGCAAGGCCUUCAAACUGUCCAUCUCCGCCCUCUUUGUGACACCCAAGACGGCUGGGGCCCAGGUGGUGCUGAACGAGCAGGAGCUGUUGCUGUGGCCGAGUGACUUGGACAAGCCGUCGUCCUCCGAGAGCCUGCCCCCGGGGAGCCGAGCUCACAUCACCCUAGGUUGUGCAGCUGAUGUGCAGCCAGUGCAGACAGGCCUUGACCUCUUAGAGAUUUUGCAGCAGGUGAAGGGUGGCAGCCAAGGCGGGUGGGCAGAGGAAGACGCCAUUCAGGAACCUGGACCAGAGGUGACAAUAAAAGGCUGGGUCAUUGGGCCUGGAGCCACAUCUGCCCCAUGUCCAGGGACCAGUUAACCCUCCCUUAGGCCCUGCCCCAUGCCCAUCCAGAGCUGGGCACACCUCAGAGCUGCACACAUCAUGCUAGGGACAGUGUUACUGCCACAGGAAAACAGUGGUAGCUUUGACAGGAGUCUGAUCCUUGGUGCCAGUCUUAAUCACUAUAGCCCCUGGGAAAGCCUGGGCUAUUUACUGGGACGUGAAAGGGGUUUAAACCUCUGGCCUUUGGCCUUUCCUAAGUCCCUAUCCACCUCCUUCACACUGUAACUGUGUUAACAGUGUGAUCACUAGGGGAGAAAGUGGAAUCAUCAGAAGCCGCAUCUCUGGCUUCCCUCUGGCCACCUGCCCUUCACAGUUCCAUGUCUCUGCUCUGCGGACAGACUGAGGUCAGAGAGAUGGCCUGAGAAGCCAGCUCUGCUUUCUGCCCAGCCCAUCCUGCCUCCAUGGUGCCUCUGGGCCUCCUCUAAAGGAGGGUGGUGGGUACCAAGAGCCAAUGGAGGGGACCCUGAGCUGUCAAGCAUAAGCCCAGCUCACCGGGGGAGUCUGAACGUGCUCACGUGCUGUGGUCCCUGGAGCACCUCUGCCUUCUGCUCAGUAACAGGACCUUGCUAAUUGGGUUGUCACCCAAGUAUCUGGGAUUUAUGUGCCUACCCUGGUUUUGUCCACCUCAGCGACUGAUACUGAAAUAAAUCAUGUUAAUCCCA
Molecule: messenger RNA, 2007 nt
Organism: Psammomys obesus (fat sand rat)
Lineage: Eukaryota; Metazoa; Chordata; Mammalia; Rodentia; Muridae
Gene: Cnp
Product: 2',3'-cyclic nucleotide 3' phosphodiesterase
Exons: 5
Coding region: 134-1321 (395 amino acids)
Biological process (GO): cyclic nucleotide catabolic process
Cellular component (GO): membrane; cytoplasm
Molecular function (GO): 2',3'-cyclic-nucleotide 3'-phosphodiesterase activity
Source: RefSeq, a predicted model, not a curated record